Brenthis ino (lesser marbled fritillary) is the source of this 1386-nucleotide messenger RNA. Lineage: Eukaryota; Metazoa; Arthropoda; Insecta; Lepidoptera; Nymphalidae. The record is from the annotation of a GenBank genome assembly.
AUGCUGAAAUGGAAAAGUGGAGACAUAUCGGGCGGGCGGGCGCUGCUCUGCCGGGCGGGCCGGUGCAGCUUGGUGCGUCUGCCCGCCACUAGAUGGCGUCCGCCCGCGCGCCUGUGUGCUCCGUGCCGCGCCGCACACCGCCGCGCGCCAUCACUCCGCGCUCGACCGCGCCGCCGAUUGCGCGCCUACAAGCUAAAUCGGGAACCGCGUUUUGACUUUCAUGUGCCGCUCCUGUGUGGUCGCGUGUACGCGUGGUGCGAUGUGCCCGCGACGCGCGUGAACUGCCGGCCCCGUUCCUGCUCCCCCGUGGCUUGCCCGGCCGCCACCCUGUACCCUGACAACCAUGUCGGGGGCCUCGGCGCGCCCUGCGACGCGGCUGCCGCGUCGCCAGCGCCCGCCUCCGGGCACUCCGCCGGGCCGGCCUGGUGGAGCGUGAUGAACAGCGUCGGCGGGGCGCUCUACGAGGAGGCGCACGCGUCGCCUCCGGGCGGCUCCCCACCGGCCGCGCCCGCCGCCGCUCCACCCUCGGCCUCCAGCGCUUCACCGGCCUCCGUGGGCUCCAACCCUCAACAGCCUCUCCACAUCCCAGCCAAGCGCUACGAGCCAGAGCCGGGAGUCAUACGACACGCGCAGCAGUCAUGGGGCUACCCACCUGACGCACCUGCUUCCUUCGAACACCAGUAUCCCACUGGUCCUACUUACUAUAAUUUGCCUGUUGAGAGGGAGCGAAAAUCAGCGUUACCAUUUUGGCCGACGAGUAGUGGAGAGUAUAAACCUUAUACAGACGGAUGCCAUCAAGGCUUUUCACAACCCUGUUGGAAUUACCCCUAUGGUGCUCCACGGGGUGAUCAGCCGUUAUCUUAUGUCGGUGGUGAAGAACGCAGAACAGCCGUAUCUGAAGCAUCUGGUUUCUCCCACGACGCCUACGGUCUACGAAACUACGCACCAGAAUCGGUAUCCAGUGCGCCCUAUCCGCCCCCGAGUGCUCUACCUGGUUCGCUAUCCAUGUCAGUAGGCGUGGGCGUCGGCUGCGGCUCUUCUAACCCUCUAGAUUGGACUGGCCAAGUAACUGUGCGUAAAAAACGCAAACCCUAUUCGAAAUUCCAGACUCUCGAACUAGAGAAGGAGUUUCUUUUCAACGCUUACGUGUCGAAGCAGAAGAGAUGGGAGCUGGCUCGUAACCUGAAUUUAACCGAGCGUCAAGUGAAGAUAUGGUUCCAGAAUAGACGAAUGAAGAACAAGAAGAAUUCGCAAAGGCAGGCGGCGCAAGCGGCUCAAAACAAUAACAAUAAUUCGAAUGCUAAUAACCACAACCACCACGCGAGCCACCACCACGCGCCACACCACGUGGCCCUGCACCACGCGCCGCCUGCCAAGCAUCAUCAG